UUUAUUCUUUUUCCAGAAAAAUAUUCUGGCUUAGUUGGCUUAGAACCUGGACUCCGUGGAAAAACAUUUAUAGUUCAGGGAUUUGGUAAUGUGGGUCUCCAUACUUGCCGUUAUCUGCACCGUGCAGGAGCCAGGUGCAUUGGAAUCAUGGAGAGAGAUGGAAAUCUUUACAAUGAAGAUGGAAUUGAUCCGAAAGAACUUGAAGAUUAUAAACUGGACAAUGAUGGCUCAAUUAAAGGUUUUCCUGGAGCAAAGAUGACCGAGGAAAACCUUUUGGAAGCUGAAUGUGACAUAUUAGUUCCUGCUGCGAAUGAGAAACAGAUUACAAUUAAAAAUGCCCACAAAAUUAAAGCAAAGGUUAUUGCUGAAGGUGCAAACGGGCCAACCACACCAGCGGCAGAAAGAGUUUUAAUUGAAAACAAUAAACUUGUCAUUCCAGAUAUGUACUUGAACGCAGGAGGUGUGACUGUUUCCUGCCUCGAGUGGCUGAAGAACAUCAAUGAUGUCAGUUUUGGACGUCUGACUUGGAAAUACGAGAAGGAAGCAAACUUGAACUUUAAUCUUUUAGCGAGCGUCCAAGAAAGCUUGGAAACUCAUUUCAGAUCAAAUAUUCCUAUCAGACCAUCGGAGGGGUUCCUUCAAAAGAUUGCAGGCGCGUCGGAAAGAGAUAUUGUCCACUCUGGAUUAGAAUUCACAAUGGAACGAUCAUCCAAGGUACGUGGCCCAUACCGGUCAAACAAGGCGCGUUUCUUUCUUUCAGUCUACUACAGUCUACGGAAAGCUAUGCCUUUCACUGAAGCCUCAGGGGCACCCAACGGAUCGUUUCGGUAAAUUAUCUGUUCGG
This is a messenger RNA of Orbicella faveolata, 844 nucleotides long. Its product is annotated as glutamate dehydrogenase, mitochondrial-like. NCBI's taxonomy places the organism in Eukaryota, Metazoa, Cnidaria, Anthozoa, Scleractinia, Merulinidae. The record is from RefSeq and is a predicted model, not a curated record. Gene Ontology annotation, molecular function: L-glutamate dehydrogenase (NAD+) activity. Gene Ontology annotation, cellular component: mitochondrion. Gene Ontology annotation, biological process: L-glutamate catabolic process.